Messenger RNA from Dufourea novaeangliae, 1918 nucleotides. Its product is annotated as intraflagellar transport protein 74 homolog. Lineage: Eukaryota; Metazoa; Arthropoda; Insecta; Hymenoptera; Halictidae. Gene Ontology annotation, cellular component: centrosome; cilium; intraciliary transport particle B. Gene Ontology annotation, molecular function: beta-tubulin binding. The record is from RefSeq and is a predicted model, not a curated record. The coding region runs from base 1 to 1869 and encodes 622 amino acids. The transcript is spliced from 2 exons. Gene Ontology annotation, biological process: intraciliary transport involved in cilium assembly; cilium assembly.
AUGCAAAGACCGUCGACAGGUAUAUCUGUACUACAAAAUAAGUUCGACAAAUCUCGCAGAUUAUCAAGAAACGAAUUAGGGGAGUACCAUGCCUCUUCUGGAAGCACAAGGCCAGCUACACCUGGCCAAAAUGUCUUGGCAAGACCACCAUCUACUUCUGUUUUACUUAACCAAACACAAAGCAAUAGUUUUCGAUUACCCACAAGUUCUAGCAACUCCAUAUAUUUGAAUAGUGGAAUCGCCACACCUGGACAAACAAAUAUAAAUGUUAUAGAAAGACCAAUUACACAGCAUGGAGUGGCUGGUGUUAGACCUGGAACGGGUAGAGGAUUAUCCAUGAUGAGACAAAUUCAGGACAAAAGAUAUUACAGUGGACUCAUGCAACUGAAGAUGAGGGACUUAAAUCAAGAAAUUGCCAUUCUCAUGAAAAAUAUUGAAGAUCAAAAUAAAGAAAGAGCUACCUACCUCCAUUACGACAAACGAGCUAAAGAUUUAGCUACAGAAUUAACAACUCUGCAAGGACAGUUGGCUGACUAUAAUAUUGUUGUAGAUAAAAUGACAUCCGAUAUUGGAAAAGAAAUUGUACAACAAGAAACAGAAGAGCUUGCAACAAAGAACGAGCAAAGUUUAUCAAGAAUUGAAAACAUGUUUGAGGAAAGGAAACAAUUAGAACAACAAUUAAACAAGUUAGAAAAACAGUUGGAAAAUGAGAAGAAAAGAAGAGAAAGGCUUGUAGAGAGCAUGAAUUUGAACAUGAGAGAAAAGUAUAAUGAAUUGUUAAAUGAAAAAGCAAGCUUACAAGAAAAAACAAAUAAAAUGCAACAAACAUUGGAUGAGUUAUCUAAGGAACAAGUUUAUUUAGAGGAAGAAAUAGUAUUGUCACCUUUAAAACAGGAAGCUGUUAAGUUACAGCUUCAAAUUAUAGAAACAGAGGAGAAACGAGGAAAGUUAAAAGAAGAAGAAGAACAUAGGAUAUCCCCGGAAGAAGAAAAAGAGAAGCUUUUACAAAAAGUUAAGCAAGACAACAUAGACAUUGCAGCUGCCGAAGCUCAAUUAGCUGAAAAGAAGAAAGCGAUCGAAGAGAUCGAGCACGAACUCGAACUAUUGGAAACCGACAUAGAGGAUACCGAGUCUGAAAAACAAAUUAAAUACAAUGAACUUCGUAAGAGAGAAGAAGUUAUGGAACAGUUUAUGUCUACUUUUGAACAAAAUAAACAAGACGAAACAAAGAAGUUAUAUAAAUUAGAAAAAACAGUCAUUGGGUAUUUGGGAAAUAUUUCAAGUAUGUUAGAUACUGAUAUAGAUUUCGUAGAUGGUGACGAAAUGGCUAUAUUGAACAAUAUAAUUUCCUAUAACAAUACUGAACGCGUCAAUAAUGAUCAGAAUUCCGAAGGAUUGACGAAAGAAAAUGUAAAAUUACAGCAUGUGUUAAAUAAGAUGGAGAUGUUGGAGCAGAGACUCAAAGUAGAAUUGUCUGACCUUAAUGAAACAAUGAAUAAAAAAGAAAACAAACUAACGAUCUUAGAAGAUAUAAGUAAUUUAAAAUCUACAUUGUCGACGAAACAGGAACAGUUACUAGCGGAAUGCGAACGGUUAAAGAAACAACAAUCACAGAAUAUACAAGAAUUGAAGGCACUUCAGCUUGAAUACGACAAAAUAAAAGAGCGUUUAACGAAUAAUGAAAUAUACAUUCAGAUUAAUGUAUUAGAGAACACAGUAGAAAAAUUAGUGGAUGAACAUAAAAACAUUACAGAUUCUAUAAAUAAGCAGAAAAAACGUUUUAACUAUGGUCCAGUGAAAGAAGAUACUUUAAAUUCAAUGUGUAAUUAUAACACUAUAUUGAAGGACAAUUUAAAAACUGUUUACUAAUUCAGAUUAUUUGUAUUUCUAUCACUAUUCUUUUCAGAUUCUGAUUCUU